This is a messenger RNA of Cyprinus carpio (common carp), 4555 nucleotides long. RefSeq names its product ribosomal protein S6 kinase, polypeptide 2 (gene rps6ka2). The record is from RefSeq and is a predicted model, not a curated record. Lineage: Eukaryota; Metazoa; Chordata; Actinopteri; Cypriniformes; Cyprinidae. Gene Ontology annotation, biological process: intracellular signal transduction; protein phosphorylation. Gene Ontology annotation, molecular function: ribosomal protein S6 kinase activity; magnesium ion binding; ATP binding.
CUGAGAUAGAACAAAUAAUUUUAACAUUAAAAAUUGACACCCUUCAGCUUUAAGGAGCUCAGUGUUUGGGGAGGGUUCUUCACUACAGCCUAAAUGUGAAGGUGGUUCUGAGGAGGACAGCUCCAGUCAUCUCCGCCGAGCCACAACCGAACCACAGCGAGCAAACGUCCCAGAACCUGCAUGUUUGGCUCUGUCAUGGCCUCCCCCCUCAUAAGUGAGCAUUAUGGAUUAGUGGAGGGCAGGCGACUGUAAAUCCCCACUGUUGUGCUGAUCUGGAUUCAAACGCUGGACAGAUAAAUUGUCAUUUGAGGAUAGUAGCAGGCGAGCCGGGACAAUGGAUACAAACAUGCGCAAAUUUACGGUGAGAAGAUGGUUUUCCGUGUACCUGCGCAGAAAGUCGCGAUCCAAAAGCUCCAGUUUAUGCAAACUAGAGGAUGACAGCAUCUUAAAGGAGUUUGAUAUCAGCCAUCAUGUGAAGGAGGGCUUUGAGAAAGCAGACCCGUCGCAGUUUGAGCUGCUCAAGGUGUUGGGUCAGGGCUCCUACGGAAAGGUGUUCUUGGUUAGAAAAAUCAAAGGUUCAGACACAGGACAACUCUAUGCCAUGAAGGUCUUAAAAAAAGCAACAUUAAAAGUGCGGGACAGAGUGAGAUCGAAAAUGGAGCGAGACAUUCUUGCAGAAGUGAAUCAUCCCUUCAUUGUCAAACUCCACUACGCCUUUCAGACAGAAGGAAAGCUGUACCUUAUAUUGGACUUUCUCAGAGGGGGAGAUCUUUUCACACGCCUCUCAAAAGAGGUAAUGUUUACUGAGGAAGAUGUGAAGUUCUAUUUGGCUGAGUUGGCUUUGGCUUUGGAUCAUCUUCAUAGUCUGGGCAUCAUCUACCGUGAUCUUAAACCAGAGAACAUUCUCCUUGAUGAAGAAGGCCACAUAAAGAUCACAGAUUUUGGCCUGAGCAAAGAGGCGAUCGACCAUGACAAACGAGCGUACUCGUUCUGCGGGACCAUCGAGUACAUGGCCCCAGAGGUGGUCAAUAGACGAGGUCACACUCAAAGUGCUGACUGGUGGUCCUUUGGUGUCUUAAUGUUUGAAAUGCUGACUGGAUCCCUGCCAUUUCAAGGCAAAGACCGCAAAGAGACAAUGGCACUUAUUCUCAAGGCAAAACUCGGCAUGCCACAGUUCCUCAGCCCAGAAGUCCAGAGUUUACUGCGGGCUCUUUUCAAAAGAAACCCUUCCAACAGACUAGGUGCAGGACCUGAUGGAGUGGAAGAAAUCAAGCGGCAUAUAUUUUUUGCAACAAUAGACUGGAAUAAAUUGUACAGACGAGAAAUCAAGCCUCCCUUUAAACCAGCAGUGGGCCGACCAGAGGACACAUUCCACUUUGAUCCUGAGUUUACAACCCGCACACCGACAGACUCACCCGGUGUUCCACCCAGCGCUAAUGCACACCAGCUCUUCCGCGGCUUCAGCUUUGUGGCCUCUAACCUGGGUCAAGAACAGCCACUGGCUGAGACCAAGCAAAACUCUGUGAACCCAAUUGUACAGCAACUUCAUGGCAACAACAUUCUUUUCACUGACGGCUAUGAGUUGAAGGAGGAUAUCGGCAUUGGAGCGUAUUCGGUCUGCAAACGUUGUGUCCACAGAAUCACCAGUGUGGAGUAUGCUGUCAAAAUUAUUGACAGAGCCAAGAAGGACCCGUCUGAAGAGAUCGAGAUUCUUCUGCGAUACGGCCAGCACCCAAACAUCAUUACUCUGAAAGAUGUCUAUGACGAUGGCAAGUUUGUGUAUCUGGUGAUGGAGCUGAUGAGAGGAGGAGAGCUGCUGGACCGGAUCCUGCGGCAGAAGUGCUUCUCAGAGCGCGAGGCCUCAGCUGUGCUCUGUACCAUCACCAAGACUGUGGAGUAUCUGCAUUCACAGGGGGUUGUGCAUCGAGACUUGAAACCCAGUAACAUCCUGUACGUCGAUGAAACAGGCGACCCAGAGUCCAUCAGAAUAUGUGAUUUUGGGUUUGCCAAACAGUUAAGGGCUGAAAAUGGUCUGCUCAUGACACCGUGCUACACUGCAAAUUUUGUGGCCCCUGAGGUCCUGAAGAAACAGGGAUAUGAUGCUGCCUGCGAUAUCUGGAGCCUGGGAAUCUUACUGUACACCAUGCUGGCUGGUUUCACGCCCUUCGCUAACGGCCCUGACGACACACCAGAAGAGAUCUUGGCUCGCAUUGGCAGUGGGAAAUUUGCCCUGUCAGGAGGCAACUGGGACACGGUGUCUGACGCAGCAAAGGACAUUGUAAGUAAAAUGCUGCAUGUGGACCCUCAUCAGCGGCUGACGGCACCUCUUGUUCUCAGACAUCCCUGGAUAGUGAACCGCGAUCAGUUAUCUCAGAGCCAGCUGAUCAGACAGGAUGUGCAACUGGUGAAGGGGGCAAUGGCUGCCACAUACUCAGCUUUGAAUCGAUCACCUCAGGCCCCAAAACUGGAGCCAGUGCUUUCUUCCUGUCUGGCUCAGAGAAGAGGCAUGAAAAGACUCACAUCCACUCGUUUAUAGCACUCCAGCCAGACACAUGAGCUUCUACAGCUUUAAGACAUGUCAGAGCACACCGGCUUCGGACAAGGCACCAGACGACCGGCAAAACAUCCGGAGCAGAGUGCAAAAAUUGGAUUGACCACAGAGUGUCAGAGCAAUCUCCAAAGAGUGACAAAUGAUCUGCCAAGUGUCUCUGCUGAUGUCAAGAGAUUGAUGAGGGCCAGAUGCAAACAUCACAGCUGUCGGGGCUCAAAAACAGAUCUUUCAGAGCGUGACGCUGGUGUUCUGUGCGUGUGUGUGUGUGUGUAUGUGUGUUCCACCCCUGUAGACUUCAGGAGUGUCGCAUCAUGGAGUGUGUAGUUUUAACGGUGCAUAACAAAGAUCACAGUUAUCAUUCCCAAACUGUGUGCAGGCGGCAGGGGCGUCGGACUGGGGGUAAAACCAGUACUGAUUACCAGGGAAGAGAGGAAGAGAGGGCCCUUGAAAAGUCUGGAAUAUAUUUUAUUUUACCUGGAUAUUUUUAUGGGGGGGCAUGGGGGGCCAUCAGGACUGCCUAUGCAUAGGGCCCGGGAUCUUGUGCAACGCCCCUGUCAGGCGGACGUUCAUAACAGUUGCUACCACUUACUGCAGACACUUCAGUUAGAGCCAUGUAGAAGAUGCUUUGGUCUAUCAUGGUGACAGUGCUGCACCUUUAGCUAUGUGCCAGCAUUAUUAGCAUCUUUUGAACAUGCAUGCCAUGUACAGGAUGUAUUUUUAUGACAAACAAAUGGUUCUAACAUGCUAAUGAAAGCACAAGGAACAUCGUUCAUGUUGUUUUUGUUUUUCUAACCUUCUAUAAUGUCCCAGUUUGACUUUUUUAGUUCAUCUUUUUGGUGAUUUUAUUGGUCUUAUGUAAUACUGAGACUACAGAAAACAGCUGUUUUUAAUUGUAAUAAUCUAUUUAUUAUUAUAUAAAAAAAAAUCAUAUUGCAUAUUUGCACCACACUGGUUUUAUUUAUUUAUUUAUGUUUUUGUUAAUAUGCAUGUUUAUUUAUAUUUCUGUUUAAUUAUUUAAAUAUUAUUUUUAUUGAAGAUAUCCACUACCUUAUUAUUAAGUGACCUUUAUGCAUAAACAUGAAACCUAAACAAGUGCCCAAGUGCCACACUUUUGCACUAGACUGAUUGAAAGAUGAUAAAGAAAAAAAAUUUAGAAUAUAAACAUGUGCAUACAUUUUCACUUUUGUGGAAAUGUAAAAAAGAAAAAAAAGUGUAAAUACAGUUUGAACUAGACUACCAAAAUUUAUUGUAAAGUCUUUAAAUCAACAAUCCUGAAAGCAAAAGACAUGAUUUAUGAACUGAGGUCAUUGCCAUUACACCUAUAGCUAUCCAUCAUAAUCUUCUAUUAGUUUGUUAAAGUUUACCAUCAUUCUUCCAUUAAAUGUCACAUCUUGCCUAUAUGCAUUAGCUCAUGACAGUGUAUUAGGGAAUCUGUUUUCCACACAUAGCACCCUCUGCUCUGUGAAACUUACUUAAGGAUAUUCAGAAAUUAUGUUUGCAUGCCAUACACAAUUUGUAGCAGCCUCUGAAAGAUUAAUGAUAGCAGUACAGAUGAAAAAAAAAAAAAAAAAAACUUAAUUUUGUAUGAUAAAGCGACAGUCCAGUAUUUUUGUAUGAAUAUGAUCAAUACCUUUUCCAAAAUGAAGCUCUGAUAUGCAGAGCAAAAACAUUCUGGGCUGUUUAAGGACCUUCAGCCAAACUUUAUCUUUUGCUGGUGUGGCUUAUUUUUUACACGUGAAAAGCUUUACAUUUUUGUUGUUGUUGAUGAUGAUGAUUGUUACCCCCCCCCCCCCAUCUGUUUUAACAACUCCCCAAAACAGGUAUAUUUCAGCGCAUCAGUGCUUCUGCUAGCUUAGGUUAAUGCUGUACAUCAGGUGUAGAGACCCUACCAAACAGCAAUAGCAUUAGGAUCUGUCCUUGCUAGAAAAGAAAUUAUACUUUUAUGCCUUGUGUUGGCUUGUAUACCAACAAUUUAUAAAUAAACAACAUACAAAUGUGAUCAAA